CAGCAGCAGCAACAAAAAAGCAAGCAACCCCGUAAUGUUGCGACCAGAUUACGCAUUACUUAAGUCGCCCCGCAGUGGGGUGGGGGAUGCUCGUCCGCAUGUGUGUAUGUGUGAAGCGCUUGGAAAGCUGUAAGCAUCAACUCCGUUGCGUUGCGUUGCGCUGUUCUCGUACGGACGGUGGACUGUGCAGGGUGAAUUUAAAGCUUGAAGGAGCUGGGCGGAUACGUGAUUGCUUUUGCAGGACCUCACAAUUACAGCGCACCCAAAGGUCAGUGUAUGGUGUUCGAACGCGACCCGAAAAGUGACACACAAAGGAACACAAGGGGGAGCGCGCUAUCUCAAGCUCCCUAAUCGCAGGAAGGCGCGCGAGCCUCCACCCAUCGACAAAGCAGCACGCUUCCACUGGUCAUUCCACAGUCAUUCAUCGAACAAGGGCCCACCCCAUCAUCAGUCGCUCGGUGGAAGAGCCCUAUUAAGGAGGCAAAAGUGGAUUGCGCUUCGUUGCAAGUGAAAUAGAAAGUACGUGGCGCACGUAGCGCAAUUACGCCAGCAGACGCAACAACAGAAAAGCAACAACACACCAACCAUGCCUUCGACCAGUGGUACCGUCAACAAAGACCUGCAGGCGGAGCGGGACAAGUGCACGUUCAACAACGAAGAGUUUACCCUCUGGUGGGUUGGCGGCGAGACGAAGCUAAAGGAGAAGCGAUUCCGUGAGGACUUCUUCCUAAAUGAUCCCGAGCUGCAGGAGAAGGUGCCGCUGCACUUCCUUUCCCACAAGGAGCUGUACGAGGAAUCGGUCCGCAAGGCGACGGUCGCGUUCCGGAAGGUGCGCAAGAUGAACGAAAUGGGCCAGGACGGGGUGGACAACUACUCCGCACUGCUGGGAGGACUGCUGGGAACGGGCAUCCUGAAGCAGGGCAAUCCGCUCACCGUGCACUACGUCAUGUUUCUGCCGGCCAUCCUCGGGCACGGCACGCCGGAACAGCAGGCCGAAUGGUUCGGGCGGGCCUGGAACUGCGAGAUUAUUGGCACGUACGCACAGACCGAGCUGGGGCACGGGACGUUCCUGCGCGGGCUGGAAACGACCGCCACGUACGACGAGCGGACGAAGGAGUUUGUGCUGCACAGCCCAACGCUGACCGCUUACAAGUGGUGGCCGGGAGGAUUGGCACAAACGGCCAACUACUGCGUGGUGAUGGCGCAGCUCUACUCCAAGGGACAGUGCCACGGCAUCCAGCCGUUCAUCGUGCAGCUGCGCGACGAGGAGUCGCACGUCCCGAUGAAGGGCAUCACGAUCGGCGACAUCGGCAACAAGCUCGGCAUGAACGGGGUGAACAAUGGCUUCCUCGGGUUCGAUCACGUGCGCAUCCCGCGCAAGAACAUGCUGAUGAAGAACGCCAAACUGCUGGAGGACGGCACGUUCGUGAAGCCACCGUCGCAGGCGCUCACCUACGGCACGAUGAUGUUUGUGCGCGUGGUGAUCUGUCGCGAUAUGGCGGCGUACCUGUCGAAGGCGGUCACGAUCGCCGUCCGCUAUUCGGCCGUCCGUCGCCAGAGCCACAUCAAUCCGGACCAGCCGGAAGUGCAGGUGAUCGACCAUCUGACGCAGCAGUACAAACUGUUCCCGGCGCUUGCGAAGAGCAUCAUCUUCAAGCUGACGUCGGACAACCUGUGGGACAUGUACAACCAGGUCACGUCCGAGCUGGACAAGGGCGAUCUGGAGCGGCUGCCGGAGCUGCACGCGAUCGCCUGCUGUCUGAAGGCGAUCACGACGGCCGACGCUGCGGCCGGUGUGGAGCUGUGCCGGAUGGCUUGCGGUGGCCAUGGUUACAUGACGUGCUCCAACUUUUACGGCACGUACGGUAUGGUGACGGCGGCCUGUACGUACGAGGGCGAAAAUACGGUCCUCCUGCUUCAAACUGCUCGCUACUUGAUGAAAGCGUGGCAGCAGGCCCAGCGGGGACAGGAGCUAGUGCCCACCGUCCAGUAUCUGGCCCGGUUCCUCAGCAGCAAAAACCGUCGCAUGGAUUGGGACGAUUCGAUCGGCGGUAUCGUUCGCGCCCUGCAAACCGUUGCUGCUGGCAAACUGCGCCUCGCAGCCGAACACAUCGAGCAGCGGCAGAAGCGUGGCGCCACGCUGGAGGAAGCAACCAACCAGACCUCGAUCGAGCUGGCCCGCACGGCCGACGCCCACUGUCGGGCCUUCCUGGUGCAGUCCGGGUGCGAGAUGAUCGAAAAGGGCUGCGCCACGGCUUCGCCCGAGCUGGCCAAGGUGCUGCGCACGAUCUACCAUCUGUACGCGUACGAUGAGGCGCUGAAGUCGCUCGGCGAUCUGCUGCGGUUCACCACCAUCUCGGAGAGCGACAUCAACCGGCUGCAGGCGAAGCUGGAGGAUGCGCUGACGGAGCUGCGCCCGAAUGCGGUCGGCAUUGUCGACUCGUUUGACCUGCCGGACGAUGUGCUCGGUUCGCCGCUCGGCGCCUACGAUGGCAACGUGUACGAGCGGCUGUACGAGGAGGCGAAGAAGAGCCCCCUCAAUCAGGAACCUGUUAAUCAAUCAUUCCACAUGUAUUUGAAACCGUUCAUGAAGUCGAGCCUGUAGAGGAGUUUUACUUUCCAAAACAAAACCCCGGUUUGCAGUGUGCGAGCGCGCACAACGGUCUGGUGAUAGUGGAACAUGUUGGUUAACGUACUAAGCGAUUUUUUUGUUUAUGUUAUUUUAUGUUAUGUGGGGCAGAGGUGUAUGGAAGCCUUUUUAUAGACAAAUUUUCUAUUAAACAGAAAGUGGGAGGAAUGCACACAAAUACAGUGCGCAUUUGGCAUACACUUUACACUAUGCAGUUGUUAAAUAUAUACAUCAUACAACCGUAAAAACGGAAA
Molecule: messenger RNA, 2883 nt
Organism: Anopheles merus
Lineage: Eukaryota; Metazoa; Arthropoda; Insecta; Diptera; Culicidae
Product: probable peroxisomal acyl-coenzyme A oxidase 1
Exons: 10
Coding region: 587-2605 (672 amino acids)
Biological process (GO): fatty acid beta-oxidation using acyl-CoA oxidase; lipid homeostasis
Cellular component (GO): peroxisome
Molecular function (GO): acyl-CoA oxidase activity; FAD binding; fatty acid binding
Source: RefSeq, a predicted model, not a curated record